GUACCGACGUUGGAACCUGUACCAUUGCCACAACCCUCACCUAAUCUAGGCUUACGACCUAUACAACUUCUUGAGAUUAAAGCUCGAGGUCGUUUCGGAGCAGUUUGGAAAGCCCAGUUCAAAAAUGAGAUCGUGGCAGUAAAAGUUUUUCCCAUUCAGGAUAAGCAAUCUUGGCAGACUGAACAAGAGAUCUUUAAGCUUGCACAUAUGGAUCACGAGGACAUAUUACACUUUAUAGGCGUUGAAAAGCGUGGAGAUAAUUUACAAGCUGAAUUUUGGUUAAUCACGGCGUAUCACGAAAAAGGUUCACUGUGCGAUUACCUAAAGGCAAAUAUUGUAACAUGGCCUGAGAUGUGUAGAAUUGCCGAAUCUAUGGCAAG
Molecule: messenger RNA, 380 nt
Organism: Wasmannia auropunctata (little fire ant)
Lineage: Eukaryota; Metazoa; Arthropoda; Insecta; Hymenoptera; Formicidae
Product: activin receptor type-2A-like
Exons: 1
Biological process (GO): protein phosphorylation; activin receptor signaling pathway; cellular response to growth factor stimulus
Cellular component (GO): activin receptor complex; plasma membrane
Molecular function (GO): activin receptor activity; ATP binding; activin binding
Source: RefSeq, a predicted model, not a curated record